This is a messenger RNA of Polychytrium aggregatum, 1407 nucleotides long. RefSeq lists its product as uncharacterized. NCBI's taxonomy places the organism in Eukaryota, Fungi, Chytridiomycota, Chytridiomycetes, Polychytriales. The record is from RefSeq and is a predicted model, not a curated record. Gene Ontology annotation, molecular function: protein binding. The transcript has a single exon. Bases 1 to 1407 code for a protein of 468 amino acids.
AUGGAGACGUAUACGAGAAACUUGGAACGAAGCGUGGUGUUCUACGGGACCCGCGAGCAUCCCGCUGUUACCCAGAUCCUCAACAAUAUGGGUUUGAUUUCAAGAUCUCAAGGGCAUCUGGACGAGGCGUUCGCCUUCUACAAUGAAUCGCUCAGUUUAAGGGUCAAGAUCUACGGCACCCGCGAGCACCCCGAUGUUGCCAUGACCCUCAACAACAUGGGUACAGUGGCAAACGAUCAAGGACGCCUGGACGAGGCAAUUGCUUAUCACCGAGAAUCACUCGAUAUAAAGAUCAAAGUCUAUGGCACGCACGACCAUCCCUCUGUUGCUGGAACCCUCAUGAAUAUGGGUAAUGUUGCAAGUGCCCAAGGGCGCCUGGACGAAGCGCUCGCCUUCUAUCAAGAGUCCCUUGACGUUAAUGCCAAGAUCUACGGCACCCGCGAGCACCCCGAUAUUGCCAUGGCCCUCAACAACAUGGGCACCGCAGCAAAUGGCCUAGGACGCCUGAGCGAAGCACUCGCCUUCUACCAAGAAGCACUUGAGAUCAUGGCCAAGGUCUAUGGCACAUACGAACAUCCGUACGCUGCGCAGGCUCUUAUGAAUAUGGGUAGUGUGGCAUUGUCCCGGGGACAUCUGGACGAGGCAUUGGCCUUAUUCCAAGAAUCGCUUGAUAUCUCUGUCAAGGUUUACGGCACCCGCGAGCACCCUGAUGUUGCCUUAGCCCUCGGAAACAUGGGUCGUGUGGCAAGACUUCAAGGAUACGCGGACGAGGCAAUUGCCUUCUAUCAAGAGUCACUCGGUAUCAACGUCAAAGUCCAUGGCACACAUGACCAUCCCGGCAUUGCCCAGAUCCUCAACAGCAUGGGCUUGCUGGCCAGCGACCAAGGACGCUUAGACGAGGCACUCGCCUUCUUCCAAGAAGCACUUGGCAUCUAUGUCAAGAUAUAUGGUACUCGCGAGCAUCCCGAUGUAGCCUCGGCCCUGAACAAUAUGGGAUUGGUUGCAUAUCAGGAUGGGCGUCCAGACGAGGCGCUCGCCUUCUACCAGGAAGCCCUCGAUAUCAAGACUAGGAUCCUUGGCACUCGCGAACAUCCCGAUGUUGCACGGAUUCUCGGCAAUAUGGGCAACGCGGCGAGAUCCCUAGGACACUGGGACGAGGCAUCUGCCUUCUACCAACAGGUCCUCGAAAUCAAGGUGAAGAUCUACGGCACCCGCGAGCAUCCCGAUGUUGCAUCGACAUUAACCAAUAUCGGCAUCCUUGCUGAGGAUCGAGGGGAUGUCGUGGUGGCUCUCGGACACUUCCGCGAGGCCCAUGCCAUAUACAAGAGCGUGUUUGGUCGCGACGACCAUCCUUUGGUCAUAAGAGCGUCGCGAGAGGUUUCUCGAAUUGAGGGCCAGGUGGAGUAG